Eurytemora carolleeae is the source of this 2780-nucleotide messenger RNA. Its product is annotated as maltase-glucoamylase, intestinal. The record is from RefSeq and is a predicted model, not a curated record. Bases 1 to 2718 code for a protein of 905 amino acids. Gene Ontology annotation, biological process: carbohydrate metabolic process. Lineage: Eukaryota; Metazoa; Arthropoda; Copepoda; Calanoida; Temoridae. The transcript has 32 exons. Gene Ontology annotation, molecular function: alpha-1,4-glucosidase activity; carbohydrate binding.
AUGGUUUGGGAAGGAGCAAAAUGUUUUCUCUUCGUCCCACUGUUUAUUCUUGUGACAGGGGAAAACUGUCACUUUAGCAAUAAUAUCUCUAUUGUUGAACCUCUCACAGAAGAGGGAGCUCUGAGUGUAGCUGAGCGUAUAGAUUGCCAUCCUGAACCAGAUGUUAGCAGAGAAAAGUGUGAGAGUCGAGGUUGUUUUUAUGAAAUUGUGGAGGAGGAGGGGGGAGCACCCUGGUGCUACUAUCCAACAGGAUAUGGAUAUAUGAUGUUGGAUGAGCCAGCAGAAACCCAUGAUGGAUAUAUGGUUCAUCUCAGAAGAUCAGUUUCUCUUCCUAUGUUUGGAGGUGAAUCGCAAGAUCUGUGGGUUCAAGUCUUCUUCCAGACAGAUAACAGACUUAGAAUUCUUAUCACAGAUGACAAACCUAGAUUUCAAGUUCCAAUAGAAAUUCCUUCUCUUGGUGGUAUGCCCUCCAACCCUGAGUAUACAGUAAGCUUCACUUCUUCUCCUACUUUCGGAAUCAGAGUGAAUAGAAGAUCUAGCGGGGAGCUGGUCCUUGAUACGUCAUUACCUGGGCUGGUUUUCUCUGAUCAGUUUAUCCAGCUACCUAUCCGGCUACCCACAGGAUCUAAUCUUUAUGGUUGGGGUGAAAACGAGCAGCUUAGUUUUUCCCAUGAUAUGAACUGGAAUACAUUCGGAUUGUAUGGAAGGGACCAACCCCCAUCAGGAGCAACGAACAUGUACGGUGUCCACCCUAGACUAACUAUACUGGAUAAGAAUGGUGAUACAGCAGGACUUCUAUUCUUAAAUUCUGCGGCCCAGGAGAUUUCACUGACUCCUAUGCCUGGAGCAAUAUACAGAACUAUCGGUGGUCUUUUAGAUGUUUAUAUUUUUCUUGGUCCUUCACCGGAAUCCGUGGUUCAACAAUAUACAGGGGCAAUAGGUCGGACUCCUAUUCCCCCCUACUGGAGCUUAGGGUUUCAUCUUUGUAGAUAUGGAUAUGAUAGUUUGGAAAAUAUGCAGGCUGCUAGGGAUAGGAUGGUUAUGUACAAGAUACCUCAAGAUGCUCAAUGGGGAGAUAUUGACAUCAUGGAAAGACAAUUAGAUUUUACAAUUGAUGCUGAGAGAUUUGGAGGACUUGCUGAAUAUGUUAGAGUGAUCAAGGAGGAAGGUGUUAGGUUUGUAACGAUCCUUGACCCUUGUAUUAGUAUUGGAGAACCAAACUGUACGUAUAAACCAUAUGAUCUUGGAGAACAGUUUGGAGUUUGGAUUAAUAAACCCAAUGGGGAACCACUUAUAGGAAGAGUAUGGCCUAAUGAUCCUGUUUACUUCCCUGACUACACUAAUCUAAGAACCCAUGAGUGGUGGCAGAUACUCAUUAAAGAGUUCCAUGACCUGAUUGAUUUUGAUGGUCUCUGGAUAGACAUGAAUGAACCUGCAAACUUUGUGGCUGGAGAUUUAAACGAGGGCUGUGCUGCUACUGCUACCAACUACCCUCCAUACCUUCCUCAUGUCCGUAUUGACGAUGCUAAAAAUGGUCUCGCUGAUAAAACAAUUUGCGGAGAUGCCGUUCAUGCUACAGGGGAUCAUUAUGAUCUGCAUAAUAUGUUUGGAUGGUUUCAAUCUAAACCAACUCUGAACGGGGUCAGAGAAGCGACAGGAAAGCGUGGUCUAGUAUUGAGUCGAUCAACCUUUGUUGGAUCAGGAAGAUGGGUUGCUCAUUGGUUGGGAGAUAAUUUCUCAAACUGGAGUAAUCUUAGAGCUUCAGUAAUUGGUAUGCUUCAAUUCAACCAGUUUGGUAUCCCAUUUGUUGGAGCAGAUAUUUGUGGAUUUAUUGAUGAUACUACUCCAGAGCUGUGCAGUAGAUGGCAGCAGCUUGGAGCUUUCUAUCCAUUCUCCAGGAAUCACAAUGGAUUGGGGAAUAUUGAACAGGAUCCAGGGUUCUUUGGGGAGGAGAUUGCUCUAAUUACUCGAGAUGCUUUAAACAUAAGAUACAAUCUUCUUCCUUAUUUGUACACCCUCUUCUAUUCACAUUAUACACAAGGGAGUACAGUUGCUCGAGCUCUAUGGCAUGAGUUCCCUCAAGAUAAUCUGACCAGGACUAUAGAUGAUCAGUUUAUGUGGGGUAGUCAGCUACUCAUAUCCCCAGUACUCACUCAAGGGGCGACUUCAAGGAACAUUUAUCUUCCUCCUGGAUCUAGAUGGUUUUCAGCUUCAAACUUCCUGGAUUGGACAUCUUGGAAGGAGGUAGAUUCCGGUUGGGUUGAGGUGGAUGCUCCUCUAGAUGUUCUUCCUCUUCAUGUUAGAGGGGGAUACGCUAUUCCUCUUCAAGUACCAGCUGUAAACACAGCGCUGAGUAGAAGCAACCCAUUUCAGUUGGUUUUUGCUCUGGACAAUAACGGACGUAACGGAGAGGCUCGAGGAGAACUGUUCUUUGAUGACGGAGACACUAUUGAUACAGUAGAGAGCGGAGAAUACCUCCUCACUAGCUUUAUGUACAAUAAAGAUGAUGAAAUAGAAUAUAUUGUUCAUAAUGACGGUUGGUCCGGGGCUAAUCUUCUCUUCAUCGAGCAAAUACUUGUUGUUGGAUGCCCUGAUGGAGUGAGUUCUAUAACAGUAAACGGUGACCUGCAUUCUGAUUACAUAAACACUGACGGUCAACUCAUCAUAAGUAAUCUGAAACUACAGCUUAAUCAACCCUGGAUCAUUCAACUGGAAUAGAUUUAGUUACUUUUGACAAUUUUCACAAGUUUUCUUCGUUUGAAAUAUAAUAAUUAAAUCAU